Molecule: messenger RNA, 3684 nt
Organism: Lutzomyia longipalpis
Lineage: Eukaryota; Metazoa; Arthropoda; Insecta; Diptera; Psychodidae
Exons: 5
Coding region: 832-3684 (950 amino acids)
Biological process (GO): proteolysis
Molecular function (GO): aspartic-type endopeptidase activity
Source: RefSeq, a predicted model, not a curated record
CGUGCCAGUGAGCACAUGAAAAUCCCAACAAUAUUUUCCCUUUAAAUUUCUGAAGUAAUUUUCCCACAUUAUAAAUUUCAUGAAAUAUUGAAUUGUAAUCCCCCAAAUGAAUUGUUAUACCAACCGUUGCAUUUGAAUAUCAUUGCAACCUCCGCGGCGGAGCCGCAUAAUGUACACACAUUUUUCUCUCUCGCACCCAAGAGGUGAUCUCUUUACUGUUACCCUUCCCGAGCUGAUUGUGUGAAAAAGAGCUCCAAAUUUGUAAAAGAAAAAUUAUUAAUUAUCCAAUAAAUUUAAUUCUGUGAUCAAUAAAAGUUGGUGGUGGUGAUCAUAAAAAGUGUGUGUUUCACUGGAAAUUGGGAUCAAGGAUCCAGGAGGAUCCUAUAAGGAGUUGCGGCUACUUUUCUUCCCCCCACGUGUGGCAACGUGCGAUCUUCUGGGGAUUUUCCGUGCUCAUCUGGCGACUGGGAAAUUUUUUGCUCCUCCCUCACCGGACCCUAAUCAAUGUAUCUUUAUACAGGUGAGACGUUACCUGGAGCUACUCAUUGAGGGUGAAGAUUCUUAUUCUUUUCUUCUAUAUUCUCAUACAAAGGUGAGCUAAGGGAGUUUGUGCCGAGGGAAUCUAUGCUGAGUAUUAAUACAUUUGUCCACUGCUCUACCACAUAUACUCAUUAGGUAACCCACCUACAUUUUUGGUCGUCUUCGAUCCGGGAAACUCAGCGCUACAUUGUUGAUCGACAAGGAUCCGGUACGUUGAGACCUCCAUUGCCUGCGCAGCAUAGAACCAGUGGCCAUUCCCAUCUCUUGCGGUGUUGCAUCCGAGCAUCCAAGAUGAUUCUGAUUGAACGUGAAGGAAUCAUCAAGGCACUCUCCAAGACGGAAUCCUUCGUCAGUGGCUUAUCGUCUGCAGAUACGGCCUACCUUGAUCGUAAAGUCCUCCAAAUGCAAAUCCAUCAGGUCAACAACCUCCAAGCAAAGUUCGAGAGCGUGCAAGAUGACAUCAUCAGCCACAAGACUGGCAAAGGGAAAGAUCAUGAAGCGUCUUUCAAGCACUCAGUCUUGAUGCGCUGCGCCAAAAUCAUCCAAGAUACGACUCACUUGUUGACGUUCUACCCAAAGGAGGAACCCUGUACAGACACUUCGCCUUCUGGAACCCUCUGUAGCCUCAUGAGGGAGAUGAUUCAGCAGAACAACCAGUUCCUCGCCAAGCUCAACGCAACCGCAAGUACAACCACUCCUAUUGAUAGUCGCUCCUUAAGACUCCCUCAAACUGAAUUGCCCAAAUUUUCCGGUGAAUAUUGUGAGUGGAUUCCUUUCAAAAACCGAUUCAAUUCCUGCAUUGCCAAUAUUCCCAAUUUAUCAAAAGUCCAGAAGCUUGAUUACCUGAAAGCUUCCCUGAGUGGAGAUGCCGCCUCUACAAUUGGUUAUCUCCCUACCACCGAAAACAAUUUUGAUGUAGCUUGGGAACUCUUAAGAAAUCGGUUUGAAAUAAAUUCUGAAACCAUCGCUGGGCAUGGUCGUAACCCUUGCGACAUGCCAUCCGUCUCCUCCUCUGAUCCAAGUCAGCGAUGCAUCAAUGCCACUCAUACAGCCACUACAUCUGCGAAAUCCAAUUCGCGCUCACAUCCUUCCGCUGGCAAUUCAUCCAAGGAAUAUGCCAAUGAUUUUCACACAACAGCGGCAGCAUCUAAAUGCCAGUGCUGCGACCAAUCCUCUCAUCCACUGUACAAGUGCCCUCAAUUUCUUGCACAGAAUCCGGAUGAGAAAUAUGAGACAGUCAAGACGCUCAACCUGUGUAGAAACUGUCUCGCUCCACAUCUUACUCGCACUUGUACCUACCGCAAGUGUCGCAGGUGCCAAGGCCGGCACAAUAUACUACUGCAUGAUAAGUUCGUGGGUGAGUCUGCUGCCAACCCGCCGGCUCAGAUACCAACGCCUUCGGCUAUCAUUCCUCCGUCUGUUGCCCAUCAGCCUGCGCCAACUCCUGGUGUGCCAGCACCAAACCACUCUUCGGCCCUUUCCGCGUCCGCCGUGUCCGAACGCACUCUCCAACCUGGCCCAAGAGUAUCCUGUGCCACAGCCAUGGUGGAUGAGCUCACUGUUAGCGGGGAGAAGAUUUCUUGCCGUGCUCUCCUUGACAGUGGAGCCCAAGUCUGCAUCAUGACGUCCAAUUUGCUCCAGAAAUUGAAGCUUCCGAAAUCCCCUUCGGAAAUCUUUGUUGUGGGCAUAGGCAAUCAGGCGAACUCAGUGAAACACAAAAUCACUGCUACUAUAUCCUCACAAAGAAACAAUGUUUCCCACUCAUUCAACUGCAACAUACUUCCGGAAAUCUCAGGCAACAUUCCAACUUGGGAUGAGGAUACCAAUACAAUGCAUCCACCACUGCACUUCCCCUUUGAUGAUCCAGAUCGGAAUGUUUCUUGUACUGUCGAUUUGAACAUCUGCAGUGAAUCGUAUCGGGCCAAUUGGGUGUCCGACAUUUUCUAUCUGGGCUCCAGUCUUCCACCCCUCCGGGAGAUUUUCCACGGCUAUGUGAUCGUAGAUGAGCACAAACCUCCUCCACAGGUCCAGGAUGUUCAUCACGUCAGUAGCACUCCAAUCCUAGAAGAAAUGUUGUGCACAUCCGGGGAGCUUGAAGAACCACCGGUUGAGGCUUCCGUUAUGAACCAGCAGUUGCAACCCGGUGCUCACUUCUCCAGAACCUACCAGAGGUUUGCUGUGAGAAGAUUCAAUGUGAGAUUGCCCGUCAGGAACCAACCUGACCCUCUGAAGGUUUUCUGUCCACAGUCCGUGCGACAAUUUCUGGCACUGGAGCGCCAGGUGAACAAAAAGCCUCCCUUCAACAUACUGUACGUCGAAGUGAUGAGACACCGUGUGAAGAAGAAAUGGCUAUGGUCAGUUUCUUUACCAGAUUCCAAGAUUCUCAGCUACUUCAUGUCUCACCAGGGGAUGAUGACCGAAUCCAGCACAACUACUGAGUUGAGAAUGAUGCCCAACGUCUCUGCAAAAUUAUCUUCGGACGACAGUUUGAAUGACCUAGCUCCAAUAGGUCCCAUGGUCUUCCCUGACCACGCCGUCACCUUUCCGAGGUUCCGCCUCCAUUUACAUUCAAAGACGGCAGACAUCUUGAAGAUGGAUCCCGAAGACUACCAUUUCCAUCAACUGAUGUGGCAAUCCUUCGUAGAUGACACACUUCGAGACCGCUACAUUCCCAAGGUCUGUUGUGAGGUAGCAUCGCCGCUACAUGUGAUCUUACGUGCACUCGUUCAACUAUUUGAUGGCCACAACGCUGAAGUCCCAUUAGCUUCCAGCAUAGUGCGAUUUCUCUUAUAUGUUGACGACAUCACUCCAACCACAUUCAGUCUCAAUGGGGAUUCCAUCAUGAACCAUUUGAACUUCCAAACUUCCGUGGAUGCUUUCAUGGAGAUACACUUGAGGAGAACUUUGGCUCCUGCCAUUGCCCAACUCUUCAAUUCCUACAGCCUGAUAGGAAAAUCCUUCACCAAUGGAGGACCUUUGCCAAAGGACUAUCAGGCGUCCAAUUCAUCUCCAUUCUCCUGUGGAUUUAUUUCCUCCAUCAAUUAUCUCGCAUUGUGCCUCAUGUCUUUGGUGGUACAACCAGAAGUACUUCAUCAGGAGACACGCUACGUGGGAUGCAUCUUCCCCCAGAAUCUCACAAAGUGA